This is a messenger RNA of Camelina sativa (false flax), 1173 nucleotides long. Lineage: Eukaryota; Viridiplantae; Streptophyta; Magnoliopsida; Brassicales; Brassicaceae. The record is from RefSeq and is a predicted model, not a curated record.
AUGCCUCCUAAGGGUAAGGGUUCUUCCAGAGCUCACGGUGCCAGAACUGCAACAGGUGUCCGAAUCUUCAAUGGUAAUAACAGAUCCUCUUCUCAUUCAUCGAACCCCUCUGAAUGGACACAGUCUGCGACACAACCGGCAACGCAUUCACACCAAAGUCAUCCUUCUCAGAUUCCGCCAAGGACAAAUCCAGCACCGAUAACGAGUCCAUCACCGAGUACCCAUCCACCAUCGAGGGAAGUUCCUGAAUUGGGAGCAAAGGAGAAGGCUUCUAAGGGUUGGAUUCGUCGUUUUUGGGUCAGAACUUUCUGCAAAAAGAGGUUCAUGAAGCUUUUGGGUGAGUUUGGGACGGAUUGGAGAUGGUUUAACCGGCACAAAGGAAAGCUGUCUCGAGCGAUUGCUGGAUUUUUUAGGAGAAAUUUUGAUGGACCUUACUACAGUUGGAAAGUUACUCCACUGCCCAUUCAAGAGCGAUAUUUCAGGGCAUUUGCGCGGAAGUACAAUUGGGAUAUCGGAAGUACUAAUCUCGUUAAAGAAGGUUUCUUGAAGAUAGUCAAGAAAAGGAUGAAAGGCAAUAACACCCCUUAUGCCAUUGAGAAGAGUGAGAAUGCUUCACAGUGCAGAAACUCUACUCAUGGAGGUCUUGGAGUGCACAAACACUUAGCUGGUCAGAAAUCAUUUGUGCAAGCUCAUCAAGAAAUGGAGGAAGAAUUGGGGCGUCAUGUGUCACUGGUGAAAGUGUUUCUUAAAACACACACUCGGCCCGAUGGAUCAUUUGUGGAUCAAAAAGCGAAACAAGUUGCUGAGACGUAUGAGAAGACCAUAGAAGAGAGACAAUCUGAAACGGACGAAGAUGGUCCAGAUAGUUCAGAGAAUUCAACACAUCGUAAUCUUUCCCUUGAUGAAAGAAAUGAAAUUUCCCUUCAGUGUACUCAUACAGAUAACAAUGGCAACCUAUUUGAACUUGGAUCACUUGUGGAGACACUAAAGAAAAGGAAAAAGACAAAGAGUUAUGCGAGCGCUUCUCCAUCAACUCUUGUGGAGCUUCAAGAUCAACUUCGGUGCAAGAUUUCUGAACACGAGACUGAGAAUGCACGACGUGAUCAGGAACACCAAGAGUCUCAAGCUGAGAUGAAGAAACUUUUCCUCUUCAUGAUAGAAAAAAAAACCUGA